This is a messenger RNA of Pyrenophora tritici-repentis Pt-1C-BFP, 1110 nucleotides long. The record is from RefSeq and is a predicted model, not a curated record. NCBI's taxonomy places the organism in Eukaryota, Fungi, Ascomycota, Dothideomycetes, Pleosporales, Pleosporaceae.
AUGAAAGAAGAUGAUGGUAGAGUGGUCCGGAGGUCUUCUGGACACUCAAACGAACCUGCUAUUCAAGUAAUAUGCUUAGGCUCUGGGGGUGGACCAAGCGAAGACAACGUCACUGGCUUUCUAGUAAGGUCGACCGCAACACAGUGGGCGAAAAACUCCGUCAUUGCUGUAGAUGCAGGUUCCCAUCUCGCAUCCAUCACCCGCAUAUUAGCGAAGGACUUCCCGCUCGUCUCCGAACCGGACCCGCCUUUACCGUCAUCUCGGAACGGUAACGCCAACAGCAAUGGAGCUUACGACCAUUCCGAAUCGCCGUCGCCAGGUGCCGCGCCCGUCUCACCUUCAGAUGACGAAUCCGAGGCUGACACGCCAAACUCUGAGAGAGAUCUGCCUGUCACCAUCACGACACUCAAGCAUGGUCUCGUGACCUUCCAGAGACUUGCAGAAGGCGAAGUCUCUUACACAAACGCGCAGUCCGACGCCGUCCUAUUCGGCCACCUAGCACCCAGGCAUUUGCUCGAGGAACUGUGCGCACUUGGCGACAUGGUCAAGGAGCGCAAGAAGGAGACAGAGCGGGAGAAAGAAGAAAAUCGGACAAGAAAGAAGAGAAAGCGAGCCAGUAACACCUUGCAACUGGAUGGUCUAGGAGAAAAAGACCGCGGCAAACGUCUCGGUGUCCCCAAAGGCAUCGACUCCCCCAUCUCCUCCACCAACCAAAACAUCAAUAACAUCAGCAACGACGACGACGUCAUGAGCGAUUACCCCACAUCCCACGGCGACACGGGAACGCAUACGCCCAACCCACUCCACUCCUCGCACCACCAACACACCUCUGACCCUCAUGCUUCCCACCCUUCAGCCCCCGCAGCGCUAAACCUCUCGUCCGUAUCCGCGGAACACAGCCGCGCCAUGCUCUCUGCGGCGUUUGACUCACCGCUGAAAGGCGUAAAAGUGGUGAUUAUACAUGUCAAAGAUACGUUUGCGGAUGGGCCGCUGGUCGGCGAUCAGAUUCUGGAGGAGUUGAGGGAGGGAGAAGCCACAUUGCAGGAGCAGGGUAGGGGGUUGGGUUGUCAGUUUGAAAUCAGUGUUGCCGGGGGGAGUUAUUGGUUUUAG